AUGCCCAAAGCCAAGGGCAAGACUAGGAGGCAGAAAUUCGGUUACAAUGUCAACCGGAAGCGGCUGAACCGGAAUGCUCGGCGGAAGGCAGCGCCGCGGAUCGAGUGCUCCCACAUCCGACAUGCCUGGGAUCGUGCCAAAUCGGUGCGGCAGAACCUUGCUGAGAUGGGGCUGGCCAUGGACCCCAACAAGGCCGUACCCCUCCGUAAGAGAAAGGUGCAGGCCAUGGAAGUGGAUGUUGAGAGGACAAAUUUGCUGGUGCGGAAACCCUAUGUGUUGAACGACUUAGAAGCAGAAGCCAGCCUGCCAGAAAAGAAAGGAAACACUCUCUCGCGGGACCUCAUUGAUUAUGUACGUUAUAUGGUGGAGAACCAUGGGGAGGACUAUAAGGCCAUGGCCCGAGAUGAGAAGAAUUACUACCAAGACACCCCAAAACAGAUUCGGAAUAAGAUCAACGUCUAUAAGCGUUUUUACCCAGCGGAGUGGCAAGAGUUCAACAAUUCUUUGCAGAAGAAUAAAAUGGAGGUUGAUUGA
Molecule: messenger RNA, 534 nt
Organism: Elephantulus edwardii (Cape elephant shrew)
Lineage: Eukaryota; Metazoa; Chordata; Mammalia; Macroscelidea; Macroscelididae
Gene: NOP16
Product: NOP16 nucleolar protein
Exons: 5
Coding region: 1-534 (177 amino acids)
Biological process (GO): ribosomal large subunit biogenesis
Cellular component (GO): nucleolus
Source: RefSeq, a predicted model, not a curated record